UCCGUUUUGACGUAGUCAAAUGGUCGCUAAAGUCCAAAAUUCGUCGGCCCUAAGUCGAAAUAAUGGAUGAAAACGACGAAAGACUAGAAUUCAUACUAACGUACCUCACGAAAUCCAUCAAACUCAAGCAGGACAAAUGGAACAAACUCCUGCUAACCGAGGACUACAUGAAAAUCGUGAGGAAUUUCCUGCUGAACCCCGAGGAGCCCAUGCUCAUAUUCACGCUCAUCCUCGGGGGAGCGCUCGUUCCCUUUACCCAAAUCACCGCCGACAUCAAGCAGAAAUUCACUUAUUUCGUUCGCGUGAAGGAACAGCCCAUAAAUGUAGCCGCGGAUUUCGCGAAUGUGGUGGUGUUCGGCGAUAUGGCCGCCCGGCCGGUGGAGGAGAUGGCGGUGCUCUUGGAAGGCGUCUUCGUGCCCGUCCUCUCGAACCCCGGCAACCAGCUCGGCUGGCCCAAAGUCGUCGCCAACGACGUCGUAACUCACGUUAGAAAUUUCAAAGCUACAGUCGAUCAGAUUAAAGGGGCGAUGAAGAGCAUCACCAUUCUGCCGAUACCGCCCGGGGCUUCCAGGGUUUUCAUGGCCGUGCAGAAUUUCCAAAUCAGCCGCGGCGAAGAGGUCGAUUUUCAACUAAAAAUAUCCAUCGAGAAUUUCGUGAUGAAGUGGGCCUCAACUAUUACGGAAAUUCUGGGCCAAUCUUCGAACAUCAUUUUCGUCUUCACGAAAUAUCCCAUACCGCAAAACGAAUUGGAUUAUUGGACCGGGAGAAAUAAGAACCUUGAGUCCAUAUACGAUCAAUUGAGGGAUCCGAGAGUGAGGAAAAUGGGGGAAUUUUUGGAGCUGUGCACGAGUUCUUAUACUUCCACUUUUAAAACGCUCUUGAAGAAGGUGGUCUCCGCUUUAGUCGAAGCCAGAGACAUAACGAUGCACCUCCAAGUCUACCUGAAUUUCUCGCAGUUUUUCGAAGGCGACUUCUUCGAGAUGGAAAAGUACAUCAAACCCCUUCUGCACGUCAUCGCCCUGCUUUGGGUCAGCUCGAAGUACUAUUCGACCAACGAGAGAAUCGUGAAUUUGAUCAAGAUAACUACGAAUUCGUUACUGGCGUCCGCAGAAAUCGCCCUGGACCCCGGCAACAUGUUCGGCGGCGACGCCGACCAGGUGCACUUGGUCAUCGGAAAGUGCAUCAAAAUUUUGAACAGGUACAUGGACUGGUUCGAAUACGUGAGGAAUAAUUUGGAAAGUUAUUACAAGGAAGAGGGACAAGUGCGCAAGCCUUGGACGUUCCACAGACGGCAAGUGUUCCAAAGAGUGCUGGACUUCAUCGAUCGCCUGAUGGUCAUCGACAGGGUGGUAUCGAUUCAAAUCGAUUACAGCAAAUUGGACAAGGUCGAAUUGGGCGGCUUGAGGUGUAAAACCUUUUCGACGAGGGUCGUGGAAAUCGCCGAGGAAUUCAUGAUUUUAUACAUGCCGUUUGCGAGCAUUUCGUACGACAUACUGGAUUUGGACGACAUGCGAAUCGUCAACGAAUGCUCGGCGUUCGAAGAAAAAGUCGUGGACAUGGACAGGCGAUUACUUUCCAUUCUCUGCAAUUCGAUCGAAGAUUGCUGUAACUUGGAAUCUCUUUUUAAAUUUAUCUGCGUCGCCGGUGUGAUAUCCAAGCGAACCUUGAUUUACGAGGCCUUGAAACCCAAAAUCGACAUCGUUAUAACCCUAUUCAACGAGGAACUCGUUGUGGUAAAAACCAUAUUUGACGACGCUAAAAAGAACGGCAUACCCAUCGACAAGCACUUUCCGCCGACGGCGGGAAAACUGUUCUACCUAAAGAAGCUUCGCGGCCGCAUCGCCAUUCCGUACAAGAUGCUGAAAGAUUGCGAGGACGAUAUUCAUCAGUGCGAGGACGCCCAGUACAUUUACGUGAAAUGCGAGCAGUGGUUCAAGCUGCUGGACAAGGAACAGGACGCCAUCAUGAAGGCCUGGGUGAAAACCAUUCCGGCCCAAGUCACCAAGGGCAUGUCCAAGUUUCAGUUGCUCAGAGACAGCGAGAAAUUGACUCUGUCGCUUAAUUUCGACGACGAAUUGAGGGCCAUUUUGAGGGAGGUUAGGUACAUGAAGCAAAUAAAAAUAACCGGUAUACCCGAAGAGGCCUUGGCGAUUUUCGAUAAAAUAGAAAUAAUCAACGAUGCGCUCUUCAAAUUCUUCCGAAUAAUUGAAUGGUACAACUUUUUACGCACCAGCACAACCCCAACGGAAUUGGAUUUAAUCACCAAGGAAUUGGUGGAAGUUGAUCUACUGUUAAACUUUGUCAUCAACGUUAAUACUUGGUAUACUCACGACGCCGACCUCGUCAAUAACAUUUACGAGGCGAUAAAGAGCCUAAUAGAUCGCGUGAAAUUGGCGCAGGAGAACGUCAAGCGACUCAUGUCGAACGUGAAGGAAUGGUCCGAAUUUCCUUUGUUCGAAAGAAAAGACGGCAAAAAGGAGAUGUUGCUUUCUCUGGACGACUUGCACGAAAGGGUCAACAGGCGGUACAACAAGAUCGAAGCAUCGUCGCGUAUGCUUGACGAAGUUAUCCAAGAGAAUUACAUACUCUUCUUUAAAAUCGUACCCGAAGAGGAGGAAUUCGAAGAAGGCGAAGAGUUCGAAGGCGGCGAAGGCGGCGAGGGCGAAGGCGAGGGCGAAGACGAAGAAGGCGAAGGCAUCGAUGAAGAGGAAGAGGGAGAAGAAGGUGAAAUGAUGGAGAGACGUAAACCGGUUCCGAAACCGCCUCCGCCUCCGCCCGAACCGGAACCGGAAGUCGCUGACAAGAAGAAGAAAAAGAAAAAAGGCAAAGAAGGAAAAGGCAAAGGAAAAGACAAGGAUAAGAAAAAGAAGAAAAAAGUGAAGAAAACCGAUUCGGAAAUCGCGCGAGAACAAGAGGAAACCGCUAGAUUAGAAGAAGAAGCUAAGAAAGCGGACCUAGAUAGAGUUUUGUGGUUGGCGUACUUGAAAGAAAUUGACGAACUCCUAGAGGACCAAAUCGUUGGAUGUGUGAAUAGGAGCGUUAGUUACUUCACUCAAGAAACUGGCGAUGCGGAACCCGUCACGCCUCUCCUCGAAUUAAUCAUGGAACUGCACGACGUCCAUAUCAUAUUCCAACCAUCGGUGAACGUUGAAGAUACCGAUAAUUUUAUGGUAAGAUUAGAAGGCUUGGUGGAGCGAAUAUACGAGAUGGCGCUGUAUUUGAAACGAGCGGAUCCCGAGCAAGAGGAAGAGAAUUUCUUUCGUUUGGUCAACGAUAAGAUUGAAAUUCAAACCAAAGUGGACGACUUUAUGGACAGAGUCAUAUCCGGCAUGAAGGGCGCCGAAGAAUUCAUCAAGGAAUUCGAAGAAUACAUUGUUUUGUGGACCACCGAUCGAGCGAAAUAUCUGGCGCAAUUUUUGCUCUACGGCAGGCAAUUGACCCCCCAAGAAGAGGAAGCGCUGCAGGACGAGACGAGGCCUCACGUAAAGGAAACCCCGCCGAUACUCGAGCAAUUCCAAGAGAAAAUUGCCUAUUACGAUGAGCUAUACAAGAAGGUGGAAGCCACGCCCGAGGAAAAAAUCAUCAACGGCUGGUUGAAGCUGGACGUCCGCCCGUUGCGCCAGAUCGUUUUGAACUACGUGUGCAAAUGGGGAUUCCUCUUCAAGAACCAUUUGUACAACAAAGUUAUCAACAACCUCGAUGAGCUGGACAACUUCAUAACCGACAAUAUCAAAAAAAUGCAGACUCCUCUGACUGAAGAAGAUUACGAUGCACUGCUGAUGGUCAUGCAGUGUCUCUUCGCAAUCAGAGAUAGAACAAUCCAAACUGACGCCAUGUUCGAGCCAAUCAGAAUCAUUAUGGAAACUUUAGCAACAUAUGGAAUGACGUUCCCCGAAGAAGUUGUUCUUCAAUUUAUGGAGAUGCCGGAUAGAUGGGCGCAUUGUAAAAAGUUUGCGGCCGCUACCAAGCAACUAAUCGCUCCCCUACAAGCCAUCCAAAUGAUCUCCAUAAAACGCAGGCUACAAAUCUUCGACAUUCGCCAAGCCGUGUUCAGGGAGUACUUUAAGAAACUGCCGUUCUUCCUCUUCACCUUUCAAACGCCCUACGACCUGCUGGACAAGGUGAACAGGCAGGUGGUAUUCUUGGAGGAAGAGGUGGCGCUGCUGAAGGAGCAAAGCGAUCUGUUCGAAUUGCAAUUCCCCGACUACAAGGGCCUGAGGAAGUGCCGGCGGGAGAUCCGUUUGAUCAAGCAAACGUGGGAUUGCGCCAUUAUCGUGACGUCGUCGAUAGACGAGUGGCGAGACACGCCGUGGAAGAAACUCGACGUGGAAAGCAUGGAAAUGGAAUGCAAGAAAUUCGCGAAGGAGAUCCGUAUUAUGGACAGACGCGUGAAGGCAUGGAAUUUGUUUAUACAGUUAGAGGCUACCGUCAGGAAUAUGUUGACUUCUCUCAGAGCGGUGACGGAGUUGCAGAAUCCCGCGAUAAGAGAACGUCAUUGGUUGCAAUUGAUGCAGACCACAAAGGUGAGAUUCGUAAUGACCGACGACACUACAUUGGCAGAUCUUCUAUCGUUGAAUCUGCACCGUUACGAAGAGGAGGUGAAAGCCAUAGUCGAUAAAGCGGUGAAGGAGAUGGCCAUGGAGAAAGUGAUAAAAGAAUUGUAUAACGUUUGGACAGUUCUGGAAUUUUUGACAGACACGCACGAGAGGACAAAAUUGAAGUUACUGAUGCUGUCCGAAGAGACUGUAGAAAUGCUCGAAGAGCAUCAGGUGGCUUUGCAAAACAUGAUGUCUUCGAAAUACAUAGACUUUUUCAUAACCGAAGUGACCGAAUGGCAAACGAAAUUGUCGAUGACCGAUCAAGUGCUGAACGUCUAUCUGGAGGUGCAGAGGAAAUGGAUGUAUUUGGAAAGCAUCUUCAUCGGUUCCGAAGAUAUCAGAAAUCAAUUGCCGGAAGAUUCCAAACGAUUCGAAAGAAUAGACAGGGAAUUUAAGGAGAUUUUAAGAGAUAUGUCGGCGAACUUGAACAUUGUCAGGGCCACGAAUAAAUUCGGAUUAAGCGAAAAAUUGGAGGAGCUCCUAAAAGACCUAAUUCUAUGCGAGAAAGCUCUAAACGAUUACUUGGACAUGAAACGCUUAGCCUUCCCGAGGUUCUAUUUCGUCUCAUCGGCCGAUUUGUUGGACAUUUUGUCCAACGGCAACUCACCGGAACUCAUUCAACGCCAUCUAAUCAAAUUAUUCGAUUCCUUGGCGAAAUUAAAAUUCACCAUUGAACAAGGCAAAGCCACCAAGAAGGCCAGGGCCAUGCAAUCCAAGGAGGAGGAAAUUGUACCAUUUGCCCAUAUCUGCGAUUGUUCAGGAAAAGUAGAAAUGUGGCUCGGCCGUGUCAUCGACAUAAUGAGACUCACGCUGCAUGAUAGUUUCUACGCGGCUGUAAUAUCCUACGACGAAAAACCCCGAGAACUUUGGAUCAAUGAUUAUCCAGCUCAACCCGCCUUGUGCGGAACCCAAAUUUGGUGGACGACCGAAGUCAACAUGACAUUCGCCAAACUGGAAGAGGGCUACGAGAACGCUCUGAAGGACUACCAGCGAAAGCAGAUAAACCAAUUGAACGCGUUGAUUGUUCUUCUGUUGGGCGAUCUGACCGAGCUGGAGCGCCAGAAAAUCAUGACGAUUUGUACCAUAGACGUGCACGCCCGAGACGUGGUCGCCAAGAUGAUCGUGUUGAAAGUGGAUUCGUCAGCUGCGUUUCAAUGGCAGAGUCAACUCAGGCACAGAUGGGACGACAAAAAGGACGAUUGCUACGCCAAUAUUUGCGAUGCGGAGUUUCGCUAUACUUACGAGUAUUUGGGCAACACUCCUAGAUUGGUGAUCACACCUCUAACCGAUAGGUGCUACAUUACCUUGACGCAAAGUCUACAUUUAGUGAUGGGAGGCGCUCCCGCCGGUCCUGCGGGAACUGGAAAAACCGAAACCACCAAAGAUCUGGGUAAAGCUUUGGGUAUGAUGGUGUACGUAUUCAAUUGCUCGGAGCAGAUGGAUUAUAGAUCAAUGGGAAGCAUAUACAAGGGUUUGGCGCAGACUGGUUGCUGGGGUUGCUUCGACGAGUUCAACAGGAUAUCUGUUGAAGUACUGUCGGUAGUAGCUGUGCAAGUGAAAACGUUACAGGACGCCAUAAAGAAUCACAAAUCCAUGUUCGAUUUCUCAGGGGAAUAUAUAAAGAUGAUACCUACGGUCGGUUUGUUCAUAACUAUGAAUCCGGGUUACGCGGGUCGAACGGAGCUACCGGAAAAUUUGAAAUCGCUGUUUCGACCGUGCGCUAUGGUCGUACCGGAUUUCGCUUUGAUUUGCGAAAUUAUGUUGGUCGCGGAAGGUUUCAUGGAGGCCAGACUGUUGGCGAGAAAAUUCAUCACCCUUUAUACGCUGUGUAAAGAAUUGUUGAGUAAGCAGGACCACUACGAUUGGGGUUUGCGAGCCAUCAAAUCUGUGCUGGUGGUGGCUGGUUCGCUGAAAAGAAGCGACAGACAAAGGCCUGAAGAUCAAGUACUGAUGAGAGCUCUGAGAGAUUUUAACAUUCCUAAAAUUGUUACUGAUGAUGUAGCAGUAUUCAUGGGUCUCAUAGGAGAUCUAUUUCCCGCAUUGGACGUACCUCGAAAACGAAAUUUGGACUUUGAGAAAAUGUGCAAGAAAACAGCUGUCGAUUUAAAAUUGCAACCGGAGGAAUCGUUCAUAUUGAAAGUGGUGCAAUUGGAAGAAUUACUAGCUGUCAGACAUUCUGUAUUUAUUAUUGGAAAUGAAGGCACUGGUAAAACUAUGGUGUGGAAAACUUUGCAUAAAACCUACGCUAACUUGAAAAUGAAACCCAUGUAUAACGAUUUGAAUCCUAAAGCCGUUACCAAUGAUGAAUUAUUCGGCAUAAUUAAUCCAGCUACAAGAGAGUGGAAAGACGGUUUGGUCUCCGUGAUACUGAGAGAUCAAGCUAACUUGCCAGGACCAGGCCCUAAAUGGAUUAUAUUUGAUGGUGAUAUCGAUCCAAUGUGGAUAGAAACAAUGAACACGGUAAUGGACGAUAAUAAAGUACUAACUUUGGCCAGUAACGAGCGCAUUGCGUUGACCAAAGGCAUGAGACUUCUAUUCGAAAUAGCGAAUUUACGAACCGCCACCCCUGCUACUGUAUCAAGAGCUGGAAUUUUGUACGUAAACCCGGCGGAUGUGGGUUGGAAUCCUUACGUGACAUCUUGGAUUGAUACCAGACCGAAUCCGAACGAGAAAGCCAUACUAACGAUUUUAUUCGACAAAUACAUACCGCCCGUGUUGGAGAUGAUCCGUUCGAAAUUCAAGAAAAUAACGCCGAUAUGCGACGUGGCCCAUCUCAGCAUGCUGGUGGUGUUGUUGGAUUGCUUCUUGACCCACGAAAACGUCCCGGCCGAGUGUCCCAAGGAAUGGUACGAAAUAUAUUUCGCUUUCUCCAUCGUAUGGGCCUUCGGUUCGGCUCUAUUCCAAGAUCAAAUCACCGAUUGGAGGAGCGAAUUCAGCAAAUGGUUCCUGAACGAGUUCAAAAGCGUCAAGUUUCCAGCUGGAGGUAACGUUUUUAAUUACUACAUACAUCCGGAAUCGAAGAAAUUCCUACCCUGGACCGAUUUGAUAAAGGAAUUCGAAUUGGAUGCGGAUAUACCUCUGCAAGCGACGUUAGUAAAUACCAGCGAAACCACUCGAAUCAGGUUCUUUUUGGAUAACUUGAUGGCCAAGCGAACGCCUGUUAUGCUAGUAGGUCCUGCGGGAAGUGGUAAAACGGUGUGCGUGCAGGAAAAACUGGAUAACAUGUCGGAAGAGUACGCUGUAACAAACGUACCAUUUAAUUUCUAUACCACUUCGGAGUUGCUUCAAAACGUUUUGGAGCUUCCGUUGGAGAAGAAAGCCGGCAGAGUGUACGCUCCCCCGGCGAAUAAAAUUAUGGUUUACUUCGUGGACGAUAUGAAUAUGCCGGAAGUAGACAAAUACUUUACCGUUCAACCGCACACUCUACUAAGGCAAUACAUGGACUACCAGCAUUGGUACGAUAGGGUGAGGUUCUCGCUGAAAGACAUCCACAACAUCCAAUUCGUGUCUUGCAUGAAUCCCACGGCGGGUUCGUUCACAAUCGAUCCCAGACUGCAAAGGCACUUUUGCGUGUUCUCCGUUGGUUUUCCUUCGGAGGAAGCCUGCUUGCACAUUUACAAUUCGAUAUACGGCCAGCACGUUGCUAAUCCUACGAAGAAGUUCAUACCCGGUCUGGAGAAAACCGCCGGCGAUGUGGUUUACGGAUCGCUUUUGUUACAUUUAAAAACCAGCGCUAUGUUCUUACCGACUGCGAUAAGGUUCCACUAUAUAUUCACGUUAAGAGAUCUGUCGAAUAUUUUCCAAGGAAUGCUAUUCGCGAACGGGGAUGCGACCAAAACACCAAGCGACAUGAUACGAUUGUGGCUGCACGAGUCCAGCAGAGUGUACAAAGACAAACUAAUCGAUCGCAAGGAUCAAACGAAUUGGUUCAAAAUGGCCGAGGAAUUGAUAAAGAAAACCUUCGAAAGCGCCGACGAGAAUAUAGUGUUCGCGGAACCGUUGAUUUUUACUCAUUUCUCCGAAGGCAUCGGGGAUCCGAAAUACAUGCCCAUUCACGAUUUCAAUCAAUUGAGCAGGAUUCUGAACGAAGCCUUGUCCGCUUACAACGAUCUCGUCGGCACCAUGAAUUUGGUGCUCUUCGAGGACGCCAUGUACCACAUAUGCCGCAUCAACAGAAUCAUGGAAUCGCCGAGAGGCAAUGCUUUGCUCGUAGGCGUCGGUGGUUCCGGAAAACAAUCUCUAACUCGAUUAGCCGCGUUCAUUUCGUCGUUCGAAGUGUUUCAAAUUCAACUGAAGAGAGGCUACUCCAUGACGGAUAUGAAAGCCGAUAUAGCGGCUAUAUAUUUGAAAGUUGGAUUGAAAAGCGUAGGCGUGACGUUUUUGAUGACCGACGCUCAAGUGCCCGAAGAGUCGUAUCUAGUUAUAAUUAACGAUGUACUAGCUUCGGGAGAAGUAAAUGGUCUUCUACCCGACGAUGUAGUGGAGAACAUAAUAAAUACAGUCAAAGGCGAAGUUAAAGGAUUGGGUAUGCAAGACACUAAGGAGAAUUGCUGGAAGUUCUUCAUUGAUCGAGUGAGGAGGUUGCUGAAAGUGGUGUUAUCUUUUUCGCCCGUCGGAUCGACUUUACGAGUCAGAGCUAGAAAGUUUCCUGCAUUGGUUAAUAGCACUUCGAUCGAUUGGUUCCAGGAAUGGCCGCAAGAAGCCCUGAGAUCCGUCUCUUUUAGAUUCUUAAACGAAAUUGAAGUUUUGCCUAAACCGCUAGUAGAAAGAGUAUCGAUUUUUAUGUCCUACGUACACGGAGUAGUAAAUGACAUGUCUCAACAAUAUUAUCUAAAUGAAAAAAGGUACAAUUACACCACUCCAAAAUCCUUUUUGGAACAAAUCGACUUGUACAAAAAAUUAUUAACCGAAAAAACGUUGGGCUUAGUGGACAACAUUUAUCGUUUAGAAAACGGUAUAACGAAAUUAAUAUCGACCGGUGAAGAGGUAGACGGGCUUAAGGAAGUGUUGGCUGUACAGGAGGUGGAACUAACCGCCAAAAACGAAGCAGCUGGUAAGCUGAUUGCCGUGGUAUCCGCCGAAAACGAAAAGGUGGGAGCCGAACAAGCCUUUGCCAGCGAAGAAGAAGCCAAAGUAAGAGUAAUCGAAGAGGACGUCUCAGCGAAGGCGAAACUCUGCGAAGAAGAUUUGGCCAGGGCCGAGCCGGCUUUGAUAGCUGCCCAGGAAGCGUUAAAUACACUGAAUAAGAACAAUCUUACGGAAUUGAAGUCUUUUGGUUCACCGCCCGCGAUCGUAAGAGAAGUAUGCGCCGCGGUACUGGUGCUGUUUUCUAAAAAAGGCAAGAUUCCCAAGGAACGAGGCUGGAAAGAAUGCAAACAAAUGAUGAACAAAGUCGACGAGUUUUUGAACAAUUUACUCUACUACGAUAAGGACAACAUGUCCUCGGACGUGGUUAAAGUGGUGAUGGAAUAUACGAAGAACCCGGAAUUCGAGCCCGACAAAGUGGCUACCAAGUCGCUGGCCGCCGCCGGUUUGGCAUCUUGGGUCAUCAACAUCUUAAAGUACUACGACGUGUUCCAGAUAGUAGGGCCCAAACGAAGAGCCUUGGCUCAAGCUCAGAAAGAUCUCAAUGCGGCCAGGCAAAAAUUGGCCGAGCUGAACGAGAAACUGGGCCUAUUGGAAGAGCAACUGGACCUGUUGAGGGCCGAAUACGACGACGCCAUUAACGAAAAAUUGAAGUGUCAGGCCGAAGCCGAUGCUACAAACAUGAAAAUCGACAUUGCCAACCGGCUCGUGGGCGGUUUAGCUUCGGAGAAGGUCCGCUGGGGCCAGUUGAUCGAAAGCUACAAAGAAAACAUCGUGAAUCUACCCGGUGAUAUUUUGCUAAUUACCGCUUUUAUAUCGUACGUGGGUUGCUUUACCAAAAACUACCGCACUGAUAUGUUGAAUAAAUAUUGGCUCCCGUUUAUGACGAAUUUAGACGAUCCCAUACCAAAAACCGAGGAUCUGGACCCGCUUACUCUUUUAACGGACGACGCGCAAAUCGCAAUGUGGAAUAACGAAGGAUUACCUACAGAUCGAAUGUCCGCCGAAAACGCUUGCAUUUUGACCAACUCGGCCAGGUGGCCAUUGAUGAUCGAUCCCCAGUUUCAAGGUAUUAAAUGGAUCAAAUCCAAAUACGGCGAUGCAUUGACCUCGGUACGACCGACCGCCAGAGGUUACAUCGAAAAAAUGGAAAAAUGCAUAUCCAAAGGAGAAAUUUGCCUGCUGGAGAACAUCGGCGAAAGCGUGGAAUCGGUAUUAGACAACAUACUCGGCCGGGUGUUGAUCAAAAGAGGAACGGUGGUGAAAAUCGGCGAUAAAGAAGUCGAUUGGGAUCCGAAAUUCCGGCUGAUACUUCAUACCAAAUUGGCCAAUCCGCAUUACAAGCCGGAGAUUCAGGCCCAGGCGACGCUCAUCAACUUCACAGUGACACGCGACGGUUUGGAAGAGCAACUUCUAUCCGAAGUGGUGAAGGCCGAGAGGCCCGAUUUGGACACGCUGAAAUCCGAGUUAACCAAGCAACAGAACGAUUUCAAAAUCAUCCUGAAAAGCUGCGAGGAUAAUUUGUUGUAUCGACUAUCAUCCGCUACCGGCAACAUUUUGGAGGACGUCGAAUUAGUGACGAAUUUAGAAACGACGAAAAAAACGGCCACCGAAAUCGGAAUAAAAAUGGAAGAAGCCAAAAUUACAUCGGUAAAAAUCGACGAAGCCAGAGAAUCGUAUCGACCUUGCGCGACCAGAGCCUCUCUACUCUAUUUUAUCCUGUCAGAUUUAAUACGGAUCAACGCCAUUUACCAAUUCUCUCUAAAAGCGUUUCGCGUUGUCUUCGUAAAGGCUCUGAUGAUGGCCGAGCCGACCGAAACGUUGGAAGAACGAGUCGUUUCUUUGCUGGACAGCAUCACCUUCUCCGUGUUCAUGUACACGUCCAGAGGCCUAUUCGAAAGGGACAAGUUGACCUACACGGCCCAAAUGGUGUUCCAAAUAUUACUCUACGCCGGCGAAAUAGAUCCGAAGGAACUCGAUUUCCUACUGAGGUUCCCGGCGCAGAGCGGCUUGGUCUCGCCCGUCGAUUUCCUUUCGAACAUCGCCUGGGGCGGCAUCAAAGCUCUCACCGAUAUCACCGAAUUCGCCAAACUGGACAAAGACAUCGUAGGCUCGAUGAAACGUUGGCAGAAAUUCGUCGACAGCGAAGCGCCCGAAAAAGAAAAGUUCCCCGGCGAGUGGAAGGGCAAGAACCUGAUGCAGAAGUUGUGCAUCAUGCGCUGUCUGCGACCCGACCGCAUGACCUACGCCGUGACCACUUUCAUCGAGCAGUACGUCGGCAAUAAGUACGUCUCGGCCAGGGGCAUCGAAUUCGCCAAGUCCUACGAGGAAACCAGCGCCACGACGCCGGUGUUCUUCAUUCUGUCGGCCGGCGUGGACCCGUUGAAGGACGUCGAGGCCCUGGGGAAGAAGCUCGGCUUUACGUUCGACAACAAGAACUUGCACAGCAUUUCUUUGGGCCAAGGUCAGGAAAUCGUCGCCGAGAACGCCAUGGACGUGGCCGCGCGCUACGGACAUUGGGUCAUCCUGCAGAACAUUCAUUUGGUGACCAAAUGGCUGCCUUCGUUGGAGAAGAAGAUGGAGGUGUGCUUUGAGACCGGAGCCGAAGCUUACCGGUUGUUCCUUAGCGCUGAACCUUCCGGUGAUCCUACCGUUUGCGUCAUUCCUCAAGGGAUCUUGGAAGCUUCCAUUAAGAUCACGAACGAGCCCCCUACAGGGAUGUUCGCCAAUCUGCACUCUGCGCUGUACAAUUUCAACCAGGAAACAUUGGAAAUGUGCAGCAAGGAAUCCGAAUUUAAAGCCAUAUUGUUCGCUUUGUGCUAUUUCCACGCUGUAGUGGCAGAGAGGAGAAAAUUCGGACCUCCCGGUUGGAACAGAAAUUACCCUUUCAACAUUGGUGAUCUGACAAUAAGCGUGGCUGUAUUGUUUAAUUAUUUGGAAAAUAACGCUAAGGUGCCUUGGGAGAAUUUGCGCUACAUCUUCGGAGAAAUAAUGUACGGCGGUCACAUCACCGACGAUUGGGAUCGCAGAUUAUGCAGGAGUUACCUGAUGGUGUUUAUGCAACCCGAGCUACUGGACGGAGAAGUGUUUUACUGCGAGGGUUUCCCUUGUCCGCCCAAUUUGGAUUACGCUGGUUAUCAUAAAUACAUCGAUGAAAGAUUGCCUACUGAGAGUCCGUAUUUGUACGGGUUGCAUCCUAACGCCGAAAUUGGAUUUCUGGCAACCAUGGCUGAAAGUAUGUUCCGGACGAUCUUCGAAAUGCAGCCCAGGGACGCUGGAGGCGGCGGUGGAAUAGGAAUCUCCAGAGAAGAUAAGAUUAAAUACACAUUAGAAGACAUCCAAGAUAGAUUACCAGACAGAUUCCCCGUUCAAGAAUUGAUGGCCAAAUGCCAGGAUAAAAAUCCAUACAUUAUCGUUGCUUUCCAAGAAUGCGACAGAAUGAAUUCUUUGACGUCGGAAAUGAAACGCUCACUUCACGAAUUAGAAUUAGGGUUGAAGGGCGAGUUGACGAUCACGCCUUCCAUGGAGGAAUUGGAAGAGGCACUCUUCUUGGACCAGGUGCCCGUCAGCUGGUCGGCCAAAGCGUAUCCCAGCCUUUUACCGUUGGGCCAAUGGGCCAGCGACUUGGUACUUCGAAUACAGGAGCUCUCGCUGUGGCUGAACGAGUUUACCAUGCCGCCCACCGUGUGGUUGGGCGGAUUUUUCAACCCCCAAUCGUUCUUGACGGCCAUCAUGCAGCAAACGUCGAGAAAGAACGAAUGGCCUUUGGACAGAAUGUGCCUUACCACGGACGUUACUAAGAAGAUGAAAGAUGAAUUUACCGCUCCUCCUAGGGAAGGUGCCUAUGUUAGUGGGCUUUUUAUGGAAGGAGCUCGGUGGGAUACCAACUUGAACAGCAUAUGCGAUUCUAGAUUGAAGGAUCUGUUUCCUGUUGUGCCUGUAAUAUUCAUCAAAGCUAUAACGCAGGAUAAACAGGAUUUGAGGAACAUGUACGACUGUCCCGUUUACAAAACGAGAAUGAGAGGGCCGACGUUCGUUUGGACUUUUAACUUGAGAACCAGAGAGAACCCGCUGAAGUGGGUAUUGGCUGGUGUGGCCAUUUUAUUGCAAAUCUGAAGCGCGAAUUUUGCGUAUUUUUUAAGUUGUGUCUAUAUAAUAAAGUUUUAAUUGUGUUAAAA
This is a messenger RNA of Phyllotreta striolata, 13861 nucleotides long. Lineage: Eukaryota; Metazoa; Arthropoda; Insecta; Coleoptera; Chrysomelidae. The record is from the annotation of a GenBank genome assembly.